AUGGUACCUGCGCGUGCGCACUUGAGUCCCGUACGAUGCACAGUGUCACCUGUGCUCUGGCGAAAAUCUCCAGAGCCACCGGACUGUGGAGCUUGCCGAUGCCACUUCGCCUACCUCACGUUGCGCUCGGAGGCAAAUUCUGCUUCGUGUGCAGCAGUUGUGCUGCCCCCGCAGGGAAGAAGCAGGGGCGACGCAGAUUUCGCUGAGAAGGCAUUUGCCGUUGUGUUCAUCCAGAGAUGCUCAGUAAGUUCCAGUUCUGCUGAAUCUGCUUCGUGCUGGAAGAAAACGACGCUGAAUUGGUCUCCAGAUUUCACAAUAAUAUGUUCACCUCCUUGGAAUAGGAUGUUGAUUUGUUUCCAGUUGUUUAAUAUUCACAAAGCGGUGAAAACGAAGUGUGAAGGUGACAAAUACGCAACGUACAAAUAUCAUCAAUACCAUUUUAAAAGUGGUUCUCCAAACACCAACUUCCGGGUUCGACCCGCAAUAGACGCGCCCCAAGGUGACAAAAUUUCCAAACCACUCGACGGUACAAUGUCAGCUCGGCCCUCCGAAGUAGAAACGUACUGUGUUCCAAAGCGAUGA
Gryllus bimaculatus (two-spotted cricket) is the source of this 582-nucleotide messenger RNA. The record is from the annotation of a GenBank genome assembly. Lineage: Eukaryota; Metazoa; Arthropoda; Insecta; Orthoptera; Gryllidae.